AUGACUUCGGCACAUGCAGCUGCUUACGCAGCCAUCGGACUUUCCUCGAUAUGUGUCCUUGUUACCGUAUUCUAUAUGCCAAUGUUCCUCUCGAAAGUGCAAUCCAUCCAGGACCGUCUGUCAAGGAACAUGGAUGAGUUUAAUGUAAUGCAGACGGAGAUCUGGAGUGACCUGCAGCAUGCAAAGAACGAGUCUCCAGUUCGUAAGGUCACCAAACGUCAAGUGGAAGGCGAAUGCGACUGCAGCACAGAGAACACUUGCCCGCCAGGUGAGAAAGGUCGUCCAGGCUUUGAUGGGAUGGACGGCGUUCCCGGCCAACCAGGAACGCCAGGAGAGCCUGGACUUCCAGGAAUCGUGCCUCAAGUACAAGUGAGCGCAAGCGGUUGUCGUGUUUGCCCACCAGGACCGAAGGGACCCCUCGGAUAUCCUGGACAACCUGGACCACAAGGGUUGCCAGGAC
Ostertagia ostertagi is the source of this 460-nucleotide messenger RNA. Lineage: Eukaryota; Metazoa; Nematoda; Chromadorea; Rhabditida; Trichostrongylidae. The record is from the annotation of a GenBank genome assembly.